AUGAGCAUAGCCUUGAUCUGUAUGGAUUUUUUUUUCCAUUUCCUCCAGGUGGCAAUGAAGAAGUACGCAGGGAAUAGGUUCAUUCAGGAAUAUGAAAGUUUGAUGGACGAUAACUCGAAGGACUCCAAAAAGGUUUUGGCCAAGUCGAUGGUCAAUUUGGUUAAGCAGCAAUUCGCUAAGCUAAAAGAGAUUGAGGCCCAGUAUGUUACGCCAAACUUGGAUCAGUACAAACAGCUCACGGAGUUGAAGCCCCAGCUGCUGGUAACUGAGACGUGUCUGUCUCUUUGUUAA
This is a messenger RNA of Plasmodium inui San Antonio 1, 291 nucleotides long. RefSeq lists its product as hypothetical. The record is from RefSeq and is a predicted model, not a curated record. The coding region runs from base 1 to 291 and encodes 96 amino acids. The transcript has 2 exons. Lineage: Eukaryota; Apicomplexa; Aconoidasida; Haemosporida; Plasmodiidae.